Messenger RNA from Cyprinus carpio (common carp), 1649 nucleotides. Its product is annotated as urea transporter 2-like. Gene Ontology annotation, molecular function: urea transmembrane transporter activity. Gene Ontology annotation, biological process: urea transmembrane transport. Gene Ontology annotation, cellular component: membrane. The record is from RefSeq and is a predicted model, not a curated record. The coding region runs from base 1086 to 1448 and encodes 120 amino acids. Lineage: Eukaryota; Metazoa; Chordata; Actinopteri; Cypriniformes; Cyprinidae. The transcript is spliced from 2 exons.
UCAAUCUUCUAUGGAAUAAAAAAGGAUAGAAUUAAAGUUAAUAGUGACCAAUGGUUGUCAUGUGCAAUUUUUCAAACAUUUUUGAAAAAACAUUUAAUAUAAGGCUAUCAAAUGGUGUCAGAACAUGUGGAAUAUAGUGCAUGAAUUGUCUGUUUUUAUGAGGCAUUACUGAUGCUUUUAUGGUGCUUUUUAGAGAUCGAUAAGUCCUAGUUCCUAGCACAUUCUUUGUGAAGAGAGCAUCAAUCUCUGAUAUUGAUGUAUUCUGCUAACCAUAUUUUGUAUUCCAAAGAAGACAGAAAAUUAUAUAGGUUUGAAACUACAUGAGUAUAAAUUAAUGAUGACAUAAUUUUUGGUGAACUCUCUAUUUAUCUCUCUCUUAUCUCUUUCCCUCUUUAUGUUCUCUCUCCCAGAUAAAUCCUUCCCACUAUAGCUGGCUGAGUGCCGUUUGCGUGGAAUCUCACGUGUGAUUCUGCCAAACAACCCCGAGUGGACCUCUCAUUCUGGCUGCAUUGCUGCUGGAGAGUCCCUGGCAGGCUCUGCUGGGGAUGCUCGGCCUUUUGACCUUCACAGCUGUCCUGGGUCAGGAGUCAGGACUGGUGAGGAAUUACACCCCCACAUAUGCACAAAAGUACAUAUGCAUAGACCAAAACAUGCACAAGUAAAUGUAUACUCAGGCAUCCAAGCAUGAACAAAAAACAUGCUUAUAGCAAAAACAAACAAACAAACAAAAAAUGUGUUAUGUAUAUUACUUAUAACAGAAUGCACAAAAACAACAAGGUGCAAACCUACAAAAACAAACCUCGGGGACACAAACUGCUUUCACAGGUGCAGUCUUGACAAGAAGCGGUGUGACAAUUGUCUGUUGGCAACUGAUGAUGAGAUGAUUUUAACAAUUUAAACAAGAAAAUAUAUUUUAUACAAUCCAUUUAAUCUUAUUGCAUACACAAACACACAAACAUACAAUAAGAAAACAUUGUCAUUCACACAGAAAACACAUAUACAGUAGCUGUAUCUGCAUCUAAGUUUGCAUCUAAGAAUACAACUGGUGUGGAGAAAAGCACAUUUUAUCUAAGCACAAGACAGACAUGGAUAGAAGAGAAGCUCAUGCUGAUUCCAAUCUCACAUGUGAUCCUGUCUGCAGUGAGGAGGUCUCCAGUGGCCUUCACAGUUUUAAUGGAAUGCUGGUGGCUCUGCUGAUGGGACUGUUGAGCUCUGCUGGAGCUCUGCCUGUGUGUCUCUGUGAAGCUGCAAUAUUUUCUUUACAGCAGUUUGGCUUCAUUUUGGGCCACUGGGAUUUACCAGUGAGCGUCUUGCCCUUUAAUACAGUCAUCCUACUGUAUCUGGUCUGUACUGGCACUUCAAAUCCCUAUUUUCCAAACUAUCCUGCACAGCCACCAGGGGCGCCAGAGAGCACCAAUCACACCCAACUCCAUGUUCUACGCAGAUGACAGGAUGGAACAGAAUGAAAGGAAAAAUAAUGAACAUGAAAGAGAACAAAACUCAAAUUACUUGCCACUUAUGCAAUAUCUAUCCUGUCAUCUUAUUGAUUAGGUUUUAUUGUAUUGUCCCACUCGCUCUCCCUCUCAUUCCCCAUAGAUCUGUCUUUUUAUUUGUCAUCUUCCUGUUUAGCCUCUUUAACCCCUUUAUCU